AUGUUUGCUCCGAUGAUUUUGGGCGUCAGUCUGUUCAUCGGGCUGGUCCUUGCAGACACGGGAGGCAAUUGCCCUACAAAAGGACACCAAGGUGUUCGCCUCCUGCAACAAAAUCAGCGACUGGGGAGGCAUUCGUUGGACGUCGCGCAGGCUGCGUUGCAUAGCUCUUCGUUGCUCAGCGUGCUGUCAGAACCUGUCACUUUACCUGCCGUGCAUGCAGAAGUCGCCAAGGAUGGUGCAUCGGCUGUUGUCCAUUUCGAGCAUGGCGGCCAACAUCAUAGAUACUCGCUGGACUCCUUCAGCAUCUAUAGAGUCAUAGCGCUCUGGCAGUGGCGCACACAGCGUCUGGCGAAGAGUUGCUGA
Messenger RNA from Effrenium voratum, 363 nucleotides. Lineage: Eukaryota; Dinophyceae; Suessiales; Symbiodiniaceae. The record is from the annotation of a GenBank genome assembly.